Messenger RNA from Exophiala xenobiotica, 2067 nucleotides. RefSeq lists its product as uncharacterized. The record is from RefSeq and is a predicted model, not a curated record. Bases 255 to 1946 code for a protein of 563 amino acids. The transcript has a single exon. Lineage: Eukaryota; Fungi; Ascomycota; Eurotiomycetes; Chaetothyriales; Herpotrichiellaceae.
CUGGAGUGGGAUUCGUUUAGGUGACCAUAGCUGCCGAUACCACUUCCACCCUUCCUCCUCGUAUUCUUCUCCUCAUCGUCAAGUCCAUCCGAACUUAACUUCGGCUCACAAACACUGUUUCUCUCCCAUCACCAGCCUCCUCGAUUUCCUACCCAAAGGUUCGAUACUUGACGUGUCGACUACUUCGUCUUUCGUUUGGUGGUCGUCCUUCAACCAGUCUUUCCAUACUUCUUAUUGUCAAAUCACACCACACAAUGACCAAGCUGCAAAAGCAGCCUCCGCCGGCCUAUCCAGGCCGACCAACCUCCACGUCCACCGCCUAUCUGCAGCAUGCUGUACCAUAUGAAAGUCUGCCGCAAGCGACGCAACAACCCGUGCCUGUAAUGAGUGCUGUGACACCUGGUUCCUACUCCGAUCUUCCAUCCACCAACCCCUUCUCGUCCAAUUUCGCUCCUCAACCAGCAUCGACCGCUGACCAACCGUCCCCGUUUUCUCCCGUAUCGCCUCUCGUCGAGACCGAGCCCAUUCAACGGCGAUCGCAGGCACCGGUCGUUGCGCCUAUCCCUCACAGACCAGACGCGAACCAAAGAAGAUCAAGAGAUCUACGACGUCUUGAUGGAAACCCAUACCCAGGAUCCCAUCCCACGGAGAAGUCUGCAAAGUCGGUCAGGGUAGCCAAGGACAUGCACAAUGGAGCUCUACCACCCACGUACAAGCGGCAAGCGUCCGAUCCCAUCCAGUCCCCAGACAUCUCGCAGGCAUCGACAAACUCUCCGGAAUGCGAAACGUGCGGAAAGAAACGCGCUGAAGGGCAAGACUGCGGUCAAUGUGGGAAGCGCAAGGCCAGUGCACCAACAGCAGUCACUACGACACCACCUGCAAGCCAUCACACGCGCACAGCAUCAGAGGGGAUGAGCUCUCACCGAUCACGAAUCUCAGAAAGCACGACUGCAGGACCAUCAAGUUCGCCUGGCUCCUCUCCAGGCGGACGAGUAGUAUGCUGCAACAAAUGCGGCCGCCACAAGCGUCCACAAUCCAUUGACCAAGGCCGACCCAGUCACGUCCACACCGUCACCGAGCCCAUGCCCAUGGCAAGCCAUCCCGCCAUGCGAAUCCACCAGGCCGGUCUCUCGAUCCGCCCAGACGUAGCCGCCCAGCGAAAUUCCGUCUACCCCCAAAUCGACGUGAUUCCACCGUCGACCACGACAUACAAGCCCACACUCCAGUCUCCGUUCUCGAACUACGGCGAUGAGUCUCCUCUUGUCGAGAGAGCCGUCAGGCAGGAGAUCAAGCCAGUCCGCCAUUCGUCCCUUAUCCGCUCCUUAUCCCGCAGAUUGAGCAGAAAGGACAAGAACAAGGCCCCUCCAGCACAGGCGCCUUUGCCGAGCCAGCAACUCGCCAACGACGAGAACCAAUCCGGCGAGCAGAGUGCAGGACGACUGAUCAAUAUGAUCAGCGCUGCGAUGCAAGGGCCCCCAGCUGAUCGCGACACGAACUAUUCCCAGCUUAAUGUAAGCAAACAGCCCGAUCGUCCAACCACGCCAUUUUCUUUCGUUGGCGGAAGAGACGAACAAGACGCGUUUGAGAUGGUCGACAUGCGUGAGCGCGGAUCCAUCUCUGACAACGAUAGCUGGAAGGAGGGUGCGGAGGGAAUUUCUAUCACAAGAUCUGAGGGUGAUGCCAUCCGGCAAGAUACUAUCGACGUUAUUCCCCGGCCCAAGUCGGCGGGUCCGUCCAGCCAGCAUCUGUCAAUUCCAGAUGCGGAUAGACCUCAAAUCACGAGAUUCAAGAGCUUGAGGAGUGGUGUGUCGCGGAUGAACAGUAACAUCAGCAGAUCGUCGAGCUUGAAGAGGUUGGGCAGUUUGAAGACAGCGCACCGUGCGUGGUAUAGGGACGAUAUGGCGAUUGAAGGCGCGAUGGGAGAGCAUGCGGUUCCUGCUUAUUAAAAGUAUAGGAUUGUAUUUAAUGUUUAAUCAAGGUGGUGAAGGGUUUAUGACUGGCUUUAGAUGAUACCAUUUCCAUUUCGAAUUUAUGUCUUUUCCAUGCCUCUACUCAUCCUUCGAUACC